Messenger RNA from Bipolaris maydis ATCC 48331, 675 nucleotides. The record is from RefSeq and is a predicted model, not a curated record. NCBI's taxonomy places the organism in Eukaryota, Fungi, Ascomycota, Dothideomycetes, Pleosporales, Pleosporaceae.
AUGCCUUCCGAUAGCGAAAACAUCACCUAUCUGUAUCUGAUCUUAACUCAGAAUGGCUCUCCGAAUAUCGACUGGGAUGCUGUCAGCGCUGCCCUCGAUCUCAACAAGGGCGCAGUGACAAAGCGCUGGUCCCGCCUCAAGUCAGCUAUAGAGAAACAGCAAACGCCUAGCAGCUCUUCAUAUCCCUUCCUCUGGCUCUGCGUUAAGCACAGCACCCGCACGAAUCCUAUCAACUGGGAUGCCAUCGCUAGAGCCUGCAACACUACAACUGGCGCAGCAUCCAAGCGCUAUUCUCGUAUGAAGCUGGCGUUUGAGAAGGGCGACACUGCACCGAGUUCUCCCGCUAAGACUACUCCUGCUAAGGCCAAGGCUGCUCGCAAGCCCGUUAUCAAGGACGAAUCUGAGGUUUCCGAGAGCUUCAAUACAUCGCCCAACGCAAAGCGCAAGCGUUCAGCCCUCAAGACCACCGAUGUUCUUGAGAACGAAGAUGAAGAGUCAGAUGUCAAACCAAAGCGUGUCAAGCGCAACGUGACUAAGAAAGCGGCCGUCAAGGAAGAGGAAGAGGAAAGUGAUGUGUUCUUCGAUGCUCACGAAGCCACCGGAGCAAUCACUGAAGCAGCGGAUGUCAAGUCGGAAGAUCAUGACUUGCUUCCUGUGGAUGACUUGUGCGCUUGA